AUGAGCGACAUCAUCGCCCGAACGCCUUCAGCCCUUGGCUGCCCCGAAAUGCUGUCCUCCUCCCCUUCCACCUCUUCUGAGAACAUCGACGUCGUCGGGAAUUCCCCUGACGACACCUCGCCACAACACCAAUCUGUGCAGACGCGGCCUGUAGACCGAGGCGUUCACCAUAACGCCGUCGCGUUCAAGAAUCUUCUACGGGCUGAGGAACACUUGGGCAUCAACUCGCACUAUUUCGAGGCAAUCCAAACUGAUCUCACCGAGCGGGCCCGGCAAACGGCCAUCGACUGGCUGAGCGACGUCAGCAAGGAUAGCCACGCCGAUGCUGGUGUUCUUCCCCUGUCCACCCUGAUUUUUGAUCGUUUCCUGUCGUGCCAGGGGAUCUACAAAAAGGACCUGCAGGGCCUCGCGGCUACUUGCUAUUUUUUGGUCAGCAAGAUUAAGGAAUCCACCCCAAUCUCUGCCCGCAAGAUGAGCAGCUACACGGCCGAUACCGUGUCCGUUGGGCAAAUUUUGAGCUGGGAAAUGCUGAUCUGCCAGCAGCUGGGCUGGGAUUUGGCCCUGCCGACAGCGGUCGACUUCUACGAUCAUGUGUGUGCCCUCUAUCCUUCUCUUGGCGCAUUGAGGGAUGUCUUCAUCGAGACCGUCCACAAACUCCAGCAAUGUGAGUUUUUAUGC
This is a messenger RNA of Mesorhabditis spiculigera, 678 nucleotides long. NCBI's taxonomy places the organism in Eukaryota, Metazoa, Nematoda, Chromadorea, Rhabditida, Rhabditidae. The record is from the annotation of a GenBank genome assembly.